CGAGCUGAAAUUUAAUUUUGCAUAACUUUUUAGGAAUCUCGUGACAAUGCGCGAUCUUUUACUUCAACGGAAGCACAAACGGAACUCCCAUUGCAAGGUGGUUCAGAAACGCUCGAAGAUCUCGAUGGUGCUCGUGGUGCUCGUCGAAGAGAGAGACGUAUGAGAAGACAAUACCGUCGAGCUUUAAGGUCAUGUUCGAUGCCACCAUCUUAUCCUGGAACAUCAGCGGGAUGUCAGGCAUCUUCAACCGCUCCUGGAGUACCAUUAGUUACUCCUGCUAGAGGAUUUUUACAUAUUCCACCACCUCAUUUGGGUCUUAGAGGUCUUAGUCUUGGUCUACCAUUUCCGGUUUCGACCAGUGUCUCUCCAUUUGGACGGGACGCAGUACCGAAGCAAUGUUGUGGCCUUGGUUCCCCUCCUGUACGCUGGUCCAUUCUGGGUGUCGGCGUAGUAGGUCUAGUAUGUGCGGGUGCUGGUGCCCUGCUAGGGGCCCUCAGAGCUUCUGGCCGCGAUCAUAUUGCUGUUGCACUCCUUAUGAUCGGUAUAGGAGUGGUUCUGGUAACGGUAAGCGCUGUAGCGUGGCGAGUGACCAGUCGAGAAAAUUGCAGCAGUUUCUUUGGUUUCACGGGAAUCUCGAGCAGAAUCCCACCAGCGAGGCCAAUACAUCCAUACGCUGCCAUGAUUUAUCCGGAAUUCCAAUUUAGAACGCCACCUCCGAGUUAUCAGGCAAGCAUGCAAGAAUACAGACUUAGACUGCUCCUUUUGGAUCGAUUGCAGCCAACAUCUUCACCUCCACCGACUUAUAGAUCGAAUGCUGGAAGCAUUGUGAAUCCUGGCAUGAUUAGAGAAAGCAGACCACCGAGCUAUUGCACUAGAUCGAACGUUGCAUCAAACACGAAUGUCACGCCAUCGAAAAAAGAUGCGAAUCUCGUUAGAAUCGUUCAAACUGAAUCGGAACCGGUAAUUUUGAAUGGCGAUCAAACGCCUCCGAUAGCUGCUGUUGAAGUGCUCGCACAUCUCUGAUUUACUUUCAUCGUUUUAUAAUUACGAUUUAUUACUGUUGCAAAAACAUUGUUGCGUUUAACGAUAAAAUUAUAAUCAAUAAUUUUAUAAAAAUUAUGAAUCAC
Messenger RNA from Apis dorsata (giant honeybee), 1127 nucleotides. RefSeq lists its product as uncharacterized. Lineage: Eukaryota; Metazoa; Arthropoda; Insecta; Hymenoptera; Apidae. The transcript is spliced from 4 exons. The record is from RefSeq and is a predicted model, not a curated record. Bases 160 to 1023 code for a protein of 287 amino acids.